AUGACCUCGGGCCAGCGUGCGCGAAGGGGGCAAGCGCGCGUGGGGGCACUUCCUCGAAGGACGCGUCGCGGCGGGCGGAUCGUCGAAGACGACUCGGACGAGGACAGGACGCCCGCCGCCGCCCUCCGCGUGCGCGGCGUCGUCAUCGAGGUCGGCGCCGGCUCGGGCAUGUGGGUGAACAUGUUCGCCAAGGUUGGAGGCGUCCGGAGGGUCUUUGGCGUCGAGCCGAACGCCGCAUCGCAGUCCGCGCUGCGCCGGCGCGUCCAGGAGGCCGGGCUCGACGGCGUCUACGAGGUCGUGCCCGUUGGUAUCGAGGAGCUCGGGGAUGCGAGCCGGUGGGAUGGCAAGAUUGAGCCCGAGAGCGUCGACUGCAUCGUCUCGAUUCUGUGCCUCUGCAGUAUCCCCGACCAGGAGGCCAACAUUGCCACUCUCUACGGCUACCUGAAGAAGGGCGGCCGUUGGUAUGUUUACGAGCAUGUGCAGGCCAAAAGCAACCUGUUCAUGAAGCUCUAUCAGCGUAGGUCUCUCUCCCCGGCCCCUCGCUCUACGCAUUUCUUCGCCCGCCUUUCACCGUGGACUAUUUUCCCCUUCGACUGCCCGCUGACAACGUUACCAGGCUUUGUCAACCUCUUCUGGCCGCAUGUGAUUGGUGGCUGCGAGCUUUGCCGGGACACCGAGACGGCGCUCAGGAACGCCGGCGAGUGGCAGAGUUUCGAACUGGCCCAGCCCCCGGAGGAGCCGUGGUAUCACACUCUGCCGCACAUCUUUGGCGUGCUGACCAAGUAG
Molecule: messenger RNA, 786 nt
Organism: Verticillium alfalfae VaMs.102
Lineage: Eukaryota; Fungi; Ascomycota; Sordariomycetes; Glomerellales; Plectosphaerellaceae
Exons: 2
Coding region: 1-786 (261 amino acids)
Source: RefSeq, a predicted model, not a curated record